Molecule: messenger RNA, 3455 nt
Organism: Schistosoma intercalatum
Lineage: Eukaryota; Metazoa; Platyhelminthes; Trematoda; Strigeidida; Schistosomatidae
Source: the annotation of a GenBank genome assembly
AUGAUUCGUCUACUUUUUGGGAUAACGUUUGCCGUAUCAUGUUGGAUCCUUCAAACCUACUCGGUGACAUAUGAAGCCAAUUUGAAUGAACCAUAUAGUGGUGAAAUUUCACAGGAUCAGAAAAUUGAAUACCAGUUUACUCUUGCAAAUCGUAGUGAAUUUGUUAUUCGAGUACAUGUAGUAAAUUACAACCCGAAACUAGAUUAUCCUAUGUUAGUGGUGAUCAAGCAAGUGGACAAUGUAAUGUCAUUCCAAGCACCAAUGGUUCUUAAUUCUAUAUCAGUACACGGUAACGUUAGUCGCACACUGUGUCCAAUCAAAUUACUGCCUGGAGCAGUUCGAAAACUCACAGUAGAGUUGUCUAAUGCUGUUAAACCACCUGGAAAAGUGCGUUACAUGUUUCUGGCUCAGUUAGUUCCUGAUUUCGAUUUGGAGCCGGGCGUUGAAAGAAGUAUAGUAGUCUCACCUGCUGAACCUAUCUAUUUACGAUACCUUUAUCCUCCAGAAAAAAAUUCAGCAGAAAUUAAGGUUGUUUCAAAAAGUGAUAUAUGUAUGGUUUUGUCUAUCCAAAAACUGCAGUGUCCUGUCAAUGAUUUAUCCGAUACAGUGGGAAACACUGGGUUACAUCAAACAGUCACUACUUUGGGUGCAAUAUCCAUUGAUGUGACUCAAUUCCUCAAAGGAUUUUUCCUCGUUCUAGUCUUGAAACCAACAGACUAUGCUUGUUCCGGCAUCGAAGAUCUAAUUCCACCAUUACCAGAUCAGGGCUUAUUUUCACAUGAACCACAGAUAAAUCUCUCAGGAUCUCGAAGUAAAUCUGUUAAAAUACUAAUUAAUUCAACACAUAGGAGAUGGCCGUAUUUAUUACCCAUACUUGGAGCUGUCGGUAUUUACUUGCUUUUCUACGUUGUCACAAUUAUUAUCAUAUUACUGUAUCACAGAGCAGAAAGAAGAAAAAGAUUUCUUGAUGUACUUAACAAUAAGUUGACGGCUAACUUUGAAUGUGGUUCAGACUGUGAUCCAACUGUUUGUUCUGUCAAUUUGAGCAAUUCUAACCUUUUUUAUGCCAAUACAGCAGCAUCUUCCUCCUGUUCGUCUACUAUACCAGUAAAUACAGCAACUUGUUCAAAAACUACUUCCAGACCUAUUGAUCCACGAAUAUCUACCAAUUUGGUUAACCGAAAAGAUAGAUAUAAUUAUGGCAGUAUAUUCAAUUCCAGUCAUACUGAACUACAUCAUAAUGUUAAUAGUAAUAGUUUACAGACUCAAAGUAUUCCUGUAGAAUCAGCGUCUUAUGAUAAUGCUGUUGUAUACAAUAAAACGAAAAUAUCAUUAGAGAACUACAAAAAAAUGAAAUCUAUCAAUAAUAUGAGAAAACGUCCGUUUACCUCUGGUCCAAAUAUAGUAAAAACUUCAUCAGAUAGUUUGAACAUACUUAGACCGUCUCAUACUGAUAUACACCAUCAAGUAUUAAGUUUACCACAAGAUUAUCAGAGUAUUUCAUUAAAUAAUUCAAUAGAAUCUAGUCUUCAUUUUCGUAGUACAAUUCACCAAACACCUCUAGUUGAAAUACAAGGCUCACACGGUUGGUUCAGUUCCACAGAUGAUGAAGAUGAUUAUGAUGAUAACAAUGUUGUAAGUGGUGGUAGUUGCAUCGGUGCUAAUAAUAAAAUUCAAUCAAGAAAACAAAAGAAUCAUUUCUCCAAUUUAAAUCAUCUUACUAAUAGUACUACUAUUUCAGACAAAAUACAAAUACCAACACAUUCUACAUAUUCUACAAUGAUUGGUCAAGAGAUUCCUAAUACAUCUCAGCAAUCAGCUGUUGUACAUUCUAACAAUACUACUGUUAAUACCAGUCAUGAGAUUAAUAAUAAUGAUAAAAAUCGAAAUGAUAAGCCAGAUUCUGUGAGUAGUAUUGGUUUAACAGAUGAUCAGACAGAUGUAAAUUCAGAAUUUAUUCCAAUGUAUAAGAUGAAUGUGUUAUUAUAUGUAUCAGAUUUGUCUAAAAAACGUUAUGGAACAUUGAAUAGAAAAUAUUUACUUUAUUUCUGGUAUUUAAUCAUCAUAUCCAUUUUCUAUGGAUUACCAGCAGUACAAUUAAUCAUGACAUACCAAAAGGCUGUUUUUGAAACUGGUAAUGAAGAUUUAUGCUAUUACAACUUUGAAUGUGCUCAUUCACUUGGCAUCUUCACGGCGUUUAACAAUAUUAUUUCAAAUAUUGGCUAUGUUAUGCUAGGAUUAUUAUUUCUUGGUUUGACUGCCCGACGUGAUAUUCUUCAUAGGCGAUCCAAAAAUUUAAACCCAAACUCCCAGGCUUUGGGUAUACCGCAGCAUUAUGGUUUAUUUUAUGCAAUGGGUUUAGCAUUAACUAUGGAAGGUCUAAUGAGUGCAUGUUAUCAUAUGUGCCCGAAUUUUUCUAAUUUCCAAUUUGAUACUGCUUAUAUGUAUAUACUCGGUAUGCUAAUAAUGUUAAAAAUUUAUCAGACAAGACAUCCUGAUGUGAAUGCAUCAGCGCAUUCAGCAUAUAUGGUUAUGGCUGUAGUUAUUUUCCUCGGUGUUCUUGGUGUUUUAUAUGGGAAUCAGAUUUUUUGGAUUAUAUUCACUAUCUUCUUUCUAAUUAUGAGCGUUAUAUUAACUGUUGAAAUUUAUUAUAUGGGUCAGUGGAAUAUUGAUUUAUGCCUUCCAAGACGUAUUUAUUAUUUAAUUCGUACAGAUGGAAUUGGUUGUCUUCGUCCAACUUAUUUAGAGCGUAUGCUUCUUUUACUUAUUGCUAAUCUAGUUAAUUUCACCUUAGCCGGUUAUGGCAUAGUCAAACGACCAAGAGAUUUUUCUACUUUUUUAUUAUCAAUAUUUAUGAUCAAUUUAUUGAUGUACACAUUUUUCUAUGCAAUUAUGAAAUUAAGACAUCGUGAACGCUUUCAAAUGUUAUCAUUAGUAUACAUUUUACUAACUUGUAUAUCUUGGGGUUGUGCAAUUUAUUUUUAUUUUAAUCGAACAACCACAUGGGAAGUAACUCCUGCUCGUUCUCGUGCACUUAAUCAACCUUGUGUUUUAUUGGAUUUCUAUGAUGCACAUGAUGUUUGGCACUUUUUAUCUUCAAUAUCUAUGUUCUUCUCAUUUAUGUUAAUAAUGUACAUGGACGACGAUCUCUCAAAACGUCCAAGAAAUCAGAUUUUUGUUUUUUGAUCACUAACUACUACAACUAUGAAGUUAUUGUUCAUAGAUAUGAUUAUUCAAUGAAAAUAUUCCACAUCUGUAAACGCUAUAUAAUUAUCCAUGAUCAGACAAUUUUUAUUGUAAUUAACUACUUUAUCAUUAUCAUUUGUGAAUUUUUAGUGAUUUUCUUCCCAUUAAUUUUGUUUGUCCAUCUUUUGUGUUUUGAGUAUGUUUCCAUUUUUGUUUGAUUCAAACUUAUUGUAUAGGAUGUAUUGAAGUGGAUAAAAGAAUCUAUAUAU